Molecule: messenger RNA, 684 nt
Organism: Serinus canaria (Common canary)
Lineage: Eukaryota; Metazoa; Chordata; Aves; Passeriformes; Fringillidae
Product: zinc finger protein 239-like
Exons: 4
Coding region: 1-684 (227 amino acids)
Biological process (GO): regulation of transcription by RNA polymerase II
Molecular function (GO): RNA polymerase II cis-regulatory region sequence-specific DNA binding; DNA-binding transcription factor activity
Source: RefSeq, a predicted model, not a curated record
AUGCCCCAGGACACCCAGGCAGCCCAGCAUGGCCGCUGGCUGCAGGACAACCCCAGUGCCAACGCCGUCCUGCUGGGGAUGCACGGGGGGGAAGGAGCUGAGGAUGGAGACCAGGGAGGACAAAUCCUUGAGCAGAACCUCGUGGAAGAGAAGCCCUACAAGUGCCUGGAGUGUGGGAAGAGCUUCAGGCAGAGCAGCAACCUGAUCCGCCACCAGAUGAUUCACACUGGGGAAUGGCCCUACGAGUGUGGGGAGUGUGGGAAGGGCUUCAGCUGCAGAUCCAGGCUUGUGACCCACCAACGCAUCCACAUUGGGGAGAGGCCCUACGAGUGUCCUACAUGUGAGAAGAGAUUUCACACCAGCUCUAAUCUCCUCCAGCAUGAGCGGAUCCACACGGAUGAGAGGCCCUUCCGCUGCUCCGACUGUGGGAAGGGCUUCAAGCACAACUCCACCCUCAUCACCCACCGGCGCAUCCACACUGGGGAGAGGCCCUACGAGUGUCCCACAUGCCAGAAGAAGUUUCAGACCAGCUCCAGUCUCCUCCUGCAUGAGCGGAUCCACACGGAUGAGAGGCCCUUCCGCUGCCCUGACUGUGGGGAGGGGUUCAAGCAAAUUGCUCACCUCAUCACCCACCGGCGCAUCCACACUGGGGAGAGGGAUGAAGAUGAAUCAGAAGAAAAUUAA